Molecule: messenger RNA, 312 nt
Organism: Cooperia oncophora
Lineage: Eukaryota; Metazoa; Nematoda; Chromadorea; Rhabditida; Trichostrongylidae
Source: the annotation of a GenBank genome assembly
ACUGGCGGCAUAAAUACUAUAAGUCAUUUUAUUAAUUUACAGAGAGAUGUCUAUAAAAAUCCGGUAACUGAUGAAGGAAAGCGUUCUAAGAAAGGAUACCUGACUUUGCAACGGAGUUCUUCUGGAAAUUUGGAAACUGUUCAAGAGGGAUUAGGAAAUCCUGAUAAGGACCUUCUUUUGACUGUGUUUGAAAAUGGUCAUCUGCUGAUCGAUUGGACGCUCGAUGACAUUCGGAAGAGGGCAGAAAUCGAUAUUGUCAAGGAAGCAAGAAAAAGCGAGACAACUGUGAACGGUGUAGCAGGCGACCUCUGA